Messenger RNA from Danio aesculapii, 1974 nucleotides. RefSeq names its product adenylate kinase 3 (gene ak3). Gene Ontology annotation, biological process: nucleobase-containing compound metabolic process. Gene Ontology annotation, cellular component: mitochondrion; cytoplasm. Gene Ontology annotation, molecular function: ATP binding; AMP kinase activity. The transcript is spliced from 5 exons. Lineage: Eukaryota; Metazoa; Chordata; Actinopteri; Cypriniformes; Danionidae. Bases 205 to 882 code for a protein of 225 amino acids. The record is from RefSeq and is a predicted model, not a curated record.
AAAGGACGGGCUUAAUCUGGGAAUAAAACUGGAGUUGCGUAUUUGUCGAUUUGACCGCACGGAGGACCGUGCAUCCCUAAAACCUGUCUCCAUAACAGAGAUUCCACAGGACUGCACAUAUAGGAGGGAUGUUGUGACUAGGAAAUACUGAAUUGCACAUUCUCAAAUAGUUACUAAAGGCUGCAUUUUCAGUUAAAUUGAAGUAUGGGUCUGCAGAGCGUGUUCCGCGCGGUGAUCAUGGGGGCCCCGGGCUCCGGGAAGGGGACCGUGUCAAGCCGGAUAGCGCAGAGUUUCGGCCUGAAGCAUCUCUCAAGUGGAGACAUGCUGAGGGCCAAUAUCGAGGCUAAGACAGAUUUGGGUCUCCUGAUGAAGUCAUGCAUUGAUCAGGGUCAGCUGGUUCCGGAUGAUGUCAUCUCUCGCCUCAUCCUGUCCAGUCUGAGGGGUCUGGAGAAGACCAGCUGGCUACUAGACGGGUUUCCUCGUACCGUGGCUCAGGCCGAGGCUCUGGACUGUGUGUAUGAUGUGGACUCUGUAAUCAACCUGGACGUGCCUUUUCAAACAAUCAGAGAGCGGCUGACGUCUCGCUGGGUGCAUCUUCCUAGCGGCAGGGUCUAUAAUAUAGACUUCAACCCACCCAAGAAACCAGGUCUUGAUGAUGUAACAGGAGAGCCGCUGGUUCAAAGAGACGAUGACAGUCCUGAAACGGUGUCCAGGAGACUGAAGGACUACGAGAGACAAACACAGCCGGUUCUGGAGUAUUACAGGAGUAAAGGAGUGUUGGAGACGUUUUCAGGAACCGAAACCAACAAAAUAUGGCCUCACGUUCACACCUUCCUGAGCAGGAAGAUCCCAGGACACCAGCAGGCCAUGGGGAAAGCCUGAUUGACGGAAAACUUCUCAGACUUUUUUUACACGGUCAGAUAUGAGCACAAUGCACCUCUGUGGCCUCUACUGUAUCUGGAGUUACAACACUUACAUGAUCAAACCUUUGCUCUGGUUUCAUGCCUUUGUGGGACAGUUAGUGCCAAACUGAAGGUUUAUGGUCAAACUCGUUUCUAGUCCUAUUCAUCCCUGUCAUUCUAGACAAACAGAGUAGUUUUUAGUGUUUUAGUAAUAUAAAAAUUAAUAACUGACCACAAAAUUAAUCAUUUUUAAGUGCCCAAACCAUGAAGUGGCAGAUCCGAAACAUUCCUGUUGAGUAUCUACACUGUGAAAAUGAGUUGCUGCAUUUAUUUUUUUAACUUCAAUCAAAUUAAUUUAGAAAAGUGCAUUAAAGUUUGGCUUAAAGCAUCAAGUUAAAUCUCCUAUAACUUUAAAAUUUAGUUAAAAUAGCUCAUUAUGGUUGCUUACAAGAUUUAGCAUGAUGUUUUAAGACAUUUUAACCUAAAAAAGUGAGGCAGCAACCUAUUUUAUUACAUUAUGUAAAGACGUUUUAAUGCUACCCAAAUCUGUGCAAACUACAGAAAGAUAUUGAACAUUUCUCAGAUGAAUGUAGACACAAAUAUAAUGACAUUGUGAUUAAAAAAAAAAAAGUAUCGUCCAUUUUUUUUACCGCUAUGGCCUUUAUUAGCAAAAACCAUUGUGAUUAAGAUUGCAUUAGCCGAUGUUUCUAUCGUAAUCAUUCGAAUGCACAGUAUUAGAGAUAUUUUUGAUAUACACAAAUGAUGUAUUUUUAAUUAAGAGACUUUUGUAUAAUACAAUACAAAAAUUAACUAAGGGAAUGAGAUUUUUAGAAAAUGUGUACUUAUUUGUACUGAUAAUCCACUGUUGUGUGAGUCCUUGGCCACAAAAUGAAGUGCAAAGCGAUGUUUAGUCUUUUAAUUGUAUGGUACAAUUUGCAUAUCACUGUUUAAAUUGUAGUGACUGAAAACCCUGCUUUUGAAUAAUGGAUAAAUUAUUAAAGGCAUCUUAAGCAGGUGGGAGAGUUGUGUAUAUUUCCUUUAAAACAACUGCAAUAAACACAAUGAUGCUUGA